UAGCUAGGCCCCCGAUUUCGGUCCUUUCCAGACACACACACCCCUUUCCGAUCUCGCUCUAGCUCAGCGGAGAAUGAAAAAGAGACGCCUGCCCGGGCAGGCGCACAGCACCGCGCGUGGGCACCUUGCAAGCGGGGCGCGCGCGUAGUUCGCAGGCUCCCCUGUCGGUGGCGCGGGGCGCCGAGGGUUAAUCCGGAUCGCCCGACGCGGCGUCGCGUCACUUGCAUAAUAGGCGAGUUUAAUUAGGUAGCCUGGAAUGUGCCCGGUUAGCAAAUGCGCAGAUUAAACGCUGAUUGUCUUGGCUAGGCGCGCGCGCACGCAAGCACACGGUUAACAAAUAACAUCAAUAAAUCAGACGAAGCGAGCUCCAUUGUGACGUCCGGAGCAUAACAGGCAAAGCGGCGUGUGUUUUAAUUGGUGUGCUAAUUCAGCCUUCUUGGCUUCACGUCGCUUUCAACAGCUGGGGGGAAAGUAGCAAGCAAACCCAUCUGUUCCCCCCUGGGUAGUAACAGUUCCUGUCUUGCUUCCUACCAACCUACCAGAAAGAAAGGAAUAUUGUUUUUUAUUUGUUGGGAAAAGGAGCAAUAAAAUCAUACGGAUAGAGAAAGGAUUACAGUAUUGUUGUUUAGUCGUUUAGUUGUGUCCGACUCUUCGUGACCCCAUGGACCAUAGCACGCCAGGCACUCCUGUCUUCCACUGCCUCCCGCAGUUUGGUCAAACUGAUGUUUGUAGCUUCAAGAAUACUGUCCAGCCAUCUCGUCCUCUGUCGUCCCCUUCUCCUUGUGCCCUCCAUCUUUCCCAACAUCAGGGUCUUUUCCAGGGAGUCUUCUCUUCUCAUGUGGUGGCCAAAGUAUUGUAGCCUCAGCUUCAGGAUCUGUCCUUCCAGUGAGCACUCGGGGCUGACAGUAUAGACAUGAUUAUAGUCAAAUGGAGCUUCCGAGUAUACAUAUAGUCUACUUUAUACCAGGCAAGGCUGUGAGAUUCUCAGAAUGUCUAGCCAGCUCGUGGUGGUAGAUGAUAGGGAACCUGUGGUCUUUCAGAUGAUGUGGACAGGCCGAUGGUCAGGGAGCUGAAGUCCAGCCAAAUCUGGAGAGCCACGGGUUUACCUUCACUCUGCUAGAUGGACCUCUGGUGUUCUGAUGUCACGUAACAGCCAUUGGUACACAAGCAGACAGAGCUGUGGAACAGACGACCUCAGAAGGUGGUGGACUAAUUCAUCGGAGGUUUUAAAACAGAGGUUGAAUGGCAAUCCAUCAGGGAUUCUUGAUUCCCGCAUUGCAAGGGAUUGGACUAAAUUACGCUUUGCAUCCUUUCAAACUCUACAGCUCUAUGAUUCUAUGAAGUCUAGACACGCUCGAUUUCUAAUCUGUAUUGGCUGAGCUGCUGUGAUAUUCUGAACUAUCUAUAACCAUUCCAACUGCUCAAGGAGAGUUUGUAGUCCAGUUACAGGUAGCUAGCCAUGUUGGUCUGCCGUAGUCGAAACAAAAAAAAUAAAUCCUUCCAGUAGCACCUUAGAGACCAACUAAGUUUGUCAUUGGUAUGAGCUUUCGUGUGCAUACACACUUUUAGUUGGUCUCUAAGGUGCUACUGGAAGGAAUUGUUUUAUUUUGUUUCAUAGUCCAGUUACUGUGAGGAAGGAUGCUUGUCAGUUUGCCUGGGAUUAAACCCUCAUAUGGACUUGAUGGCAGGGAAUGCUGCUUGGGAGGAAGUAUGUUUCGAACUGUACCCUUAAAGUCCAGCUUAUUCUAUAAGAAUGGUAGCCUGCACCUGGGAAGGGAGGUUUUGUUCUGGCCCGCAGAGGAAACGAAACAGCUUAUAUUCUUAAGAAGUGUGCAUGCACACGAAAGCUCAUACCAAAAUAAAAACUUAGUCGGUCUUUAAGGUGCUACUGAAGGAAUUUUUUAAGUUUAUGAUUGUAACUCAAGGGCUGUAGGUCAGUGGGAACAUUUGAUCUGCAUACAGAAGCUGCUAGCUUCUCCAGGUAAGGCUUGGGAUCUUCCCUGUCUGAAACCGUGGACAACCACUGCCAGUCAGUGUAGACAAUACUGCACUAGAUGGACCAAUGGCAUGGGAUGAGGCAGCUCCCUGUGUUUCCUAGCAAGCUGAGCUUCAACACCUUAUAGAGUGCUGUCUCUUUUACUGUAAAUACUUUGUACAUUCUCUCUUACUCCUUGUAAAUUUAAAAUUAAACUAAAGUGUAUCGGACACCUUCUGGAAGUGUGAAGCCAAGAUAUGAUCACCUAAAAUCCCACACCUUCCUUCUUAACCCUCACUCUUCCUACAAUUACUAAAUCAACUGUGUACACACUGUAUCUUUAAAGCACAUUAUUUCCCUGAAAGACCUCUGGGCCCUGUAAUUUUCCCUUCACAGAGUAACAAUUCCCAGCAAGCCUUAACAGGCCACAAUUCCCAGGAUUCUAUUGGGGAAGUCAUGUGCUUUUAAUGUAUGACAUAGGCACAGCCUGACUCAUUCAAAUAUAAGGUGCCCUUAGAUGGACAGAGCAGGUGGAAGAUGGAUCCUGAUAUCUCUCUCCUAUUCCAGUGCCCAUCUCCCAAGGGCAUCACAGAGGCUCAGGUCCGAGCUGAGCUCUCCCCACUGUACGACCGGCAUCCACUCCCUGGUGACAGGGCCCAGAUCGAGAAAGCUUGGGUAGCACGGCGCCAGCAGAGCCCGUGGCUCUUUGAUGGAGCCAAAUUCCGUCUCCACUCGAUCCAGCUGGAGGGGGACAUCUUGACCUUCUACCUAGGUCUCACCUGCUACAAGGACUUUGUGGGCACCAACCUGGCGGACGCAGCUGGGCAGCUCCAGGAACGUGGGCGUGAGGACGUGGGGAACAGCCAGGCCUACCUUGCUGAGCCCCUGGGGGUGGGCGCCAUGCUGCACACAGCGGAUGACAAGUUUGUCUUUUUGCGGCGGAGUCAGUGCGUAGGGGAGGCACCUGGGAAGAUCGACAUUCCUGGAGGCCACCCUGAACCACAGGUUGUCAUGGGAGAUGCUGCCUUGGAGGGGCCCGUCCGUCAUCAGGACCUCCCAGGAGAAUCCGUGGUCAAGGAGUUGUUCUGCUCUGUGCUGCGAGAGAUCCAGGAUGAGGUGAACCUUCCACUGCCCACCCUCAGCAGCCCAAAGUUACUCGGAAUAGCCCGGAACGAGACCAGUGCAGGCCGCUGCAGUGCUGAAUUCUACACCAGGUGCAGUCUCAGCUCUGAGCAGGUGAGGCACCAUUAUGCUAUCGGGGGUCCUGAGGCCCAAGAGUCAACCAGCAUCAUCUUUGUUGACAGAGAGGAUGUCCUGACAAUGGAGCAGAGCGGGGACUUUUGGAAGGAACUGUGCCCAUCAGCCAAAGGGGCCAUAGAGCUCUACAGAGGGGUCAUGGGCACAUGCCAAUGAAGGGCCCAUUGGGAAGAGGUACUUUGAGGAAGUGAACCACUCUCUCAGGGACUAUUCAGAAUUACUUUACAGAGCACCCAGCUACCCCAAAAUCACCAGCAGUCCUUUGGCAAAGCAGGAAUAUUAUGCCAUGGAUAUGGAUAGUGGGAUUAUUCUCACCUCCCAACCCCCCCUUGAAACUGCACUGGCUGAGACCCACCUUAGCGCCUUGUGACCCUGUUGCUGUGCCUGUUUGUGCAACCUGUUUCUCAAUAAAGAAGUAGUAUUAUUUUUUAACGAUUAGUUAUCUCACCCAUGGUGUGAUUUCAGGUUUUUUUAGCAUGCACUGGGCCUUUCUCUGCACCUCCAAUAUCCUCUUCUCAUCUCUGUUACUAAGAGGAUCCUCUUCCCCCUGUAUCAUAAUUCCCAAUAUAUCUAGGUCUGGUGCACCCUGUUUGUACAAAUUAUUUGCCAAGAGAAGUGAAUUCUGCAAGCAAUGUUGCAGGGUGGAGUGCUCAGUCUUCCAGCCAGACAGCCGUGCCCUUUCCCAGGAUACUCCAUUCCACUGUUGGACGCAGCAAAUUCCUCUAAGUACCAGAAACCAUUGGAAAGGAGAAUUGUUGUUGUGUUUGGUUCCAGCUUGCUGUCUUUCCAGACUGGCCACUGUGAGAAUAGUAUGCUAGACUAGAUGGGCCACUGGCCUGAUCCAGCGGAGCUUCAUCUGGAGCGUCUUUAAGAGGAGAAAAAAUAAGUUAAAAUUAGGAGUCACUGUAAAAUGUCCAUCAACCUUAAAAACAAAAAAACAAAAAACAAGAAACCAGAACUGCAGUAAAACUCACCAU
Zootoca vivipara (common lizard) is the source of this 4209-nucleotide messenger RNA. RefSeq names its product nudix hydrolase 22 (gene NUDT22). The record is from RefSeq and is a predicted model, not a curated record. Gene Ontology annotation, molecular function: GDP-mannose hydrolase activity. Lineage: Eukaryota; Metazoa; Chordata; Lepidosauria; Squamata; Lacertidae.